AUGGAUAAAAUGAUGAAAGGCCUAAAACAAAGAGUCCUAUCAAGGACCAGAUCACAUUCAGAUUCUAAAUCUUCUUCAUUAAGGAAAAAAGAUAAGGAUAGAGAAAAAGACAAGGAGAAAGACAAGGACAGAGAUAAAGAGAAGGAUAAGGAUAAAGACAAAGAAAAAGAGAAAGAGAAAGACAAUAACCAUAACGAUAACCAUGUUCACGCCCAUAGCAAUAAUAACCAUAAAGAUAAUGCCUCCUCAAAUGGUUCAAAUAAAGAAUCUAAACAUCUUCCAAGGAAAUCAUCAAAACCUCAUAAACUCAUUAGGAAAUCCAUGCUUUCAGAUAGUUCCUCCUCAGAAUCGCAUAAAAAACAGCUAUUAUCCCUAUCAAACUCUUCAUCAAACUCUGCUCAUAACUCAAGCAAUAAUACUACCUCCAAUAUAUCAAACAACUCGAAACCAAAAUUAAAAUCAAAACUAAGGUCAAAGUCAAAAUCUUCUUCAUCUUCCUCUUCAAAUAAUAUAUCUUCUCAAAUCCAAUCAAAACUGACGCUAGCAACGAGUGCAAAUACAACUCCAAAAUUAGAUGAUCCAAAGACUUCUUUAUCUUUUAUCAAUAAAAACUCAACCUCAAAUAUCUUGUCCCAACAUUCAUCAAUUCUAAAUUCAAACUCAGACUCUAAUUCAAAUAAUAUUCAUGAUAAUCCAAACAAAAAUAGUAUUGACAAUAACAAUGACAAUAGCAGUGAUAAUAGCAGCAACAGCCAUUUACAAAUACCUUCUUCAUUCAAUUGCCUUGGUUUAAACUCUGCCCCAUUAAACUCCUCAUCUUCUAUUAUUCCAAGAUCCUCUCAUUCCUUUGAUGGUUUACCAAUUUCGGGAAAUGCUGAUAUUGAUCUAAUAAAGACCCCUCAAAGACACUCAUCUUCAAGAUUCGAACCAACUUCAAAAAAACAAAC
Ascoidea rubescens DSM 1968 is the source of this 947-nucleotide messenger RNA. RefSeq lists its product as uncharacterized. The transcript has a single exon. The record is from RefSeq and is a predicted model, not a curated record. NCBI's taxonomy places the organism in Eukaryota, Fungi, Ascomycota, Saccharomycetes, Ascoideales, Ascoideaceae. The annotation marks the transcript as partial.